CACCCUGGGUCUUAAAACAAGAGGGGAGGCGUGGGGAGGCCUCGGCCGAGCCCGCCGGCUAGUUUGAGAAGCCAGACUAGCUGCUGGCGAACGCGGACGCUCUGGGUAAGGCUCUGGCUGCCGCGGCCCCAGGCCCGUCCACCUGCCUGGACACCCAGCGCUGGGCAUGACCUGCUCUGUCCCCAAAACACAGGCUUAAGUCCACGCCCCGCCCCAAGUUCUGCGUGUGCGUGCUGGGGGACCAGCAGCACUGCGACGAGGCCAAGGCCAUGGACAUCCCGCACAUGGACAUGGAGGGGCUGAAGAAGCUCAACAAGAAUAAGAAGCUGGUCAAGAAGCUGGCCAGGAAGUACGAUGCCUUUUUGGCUUCAGAGUCUCUGAUCAAGCAGAUCCCACGAAUCCUGGGCCCCGGACUGAAUAAGGUUGGCAAGUUCCCUUCCUUGUUGACCCACAAUGAGAACAUGGUGGCCAAAGUGGAUGAGGUGAAAUCCACAAUCAAGUUCCAGAUGAAGAAGGUGCUGUGUCUGGCGGUGGCUGUUGGCCACGUGAAGAUGACAGAUGAUGAGCUUGUGUACAACAUCCACUUAGCUGUCAAUUUCCUGGUGUCAUUGCUCAAAAAGAACUGGCAGAACGUUCGGGCUUUGUACAUCAAGAGCACCAUGGGCAAGCCCCAGCGCCUGUACUAAGGCCCAACUAAUAAACCACACUGCCACUGUGA
This is a messenger RNA of Myotis brandtii (Brandt's bat), 718 nucleotides long. It is a transcript of the gene RPL10A, whose product is annotated as ribosomal protein L10a. NCBI's taxonomy places the organism in Eukaryota, Metazoa, Chordata, Mammalia, Chiroptera, Vespertilionidae. The transcript is spliced from 3 exons. The record is from RefSeq and is a predicted model, not a curated record. Bases 270 to 686 code for a protein of 138 amino acids.